Messenger RNA from Microstroma glucosiphilum, 1994 nucleotides. Its product is annotated as alpha/beta-hydrolase. Gene Ontology annotation, molecular function: dipeptidyl-peptidase activity. The transcript has a single exon. NCBI's taxonomy places the organism in Eukaryota, Fungi, Basidiomycota, Exobasidiomycetes, Microstromatales, Microstromataceae. The coding region runs from base 82 to 1905 and encodes 607 amino acids. The record is from RefSeq and is a predicted model, not a curated record.
CCCUCCUCGUCUUCCGGCAAAGAGGAAGCCGCUUCCUUCUUGUCUUCCUGUUUUGCCAACUAGACGAUAUCAUAGACAGCCAUGACUCACUUUCCUUCACCCAUUCGCCCUGGCGAAAAUCAGACCCACUCUACCAUCCACGAGGAUGGUAUGAUCAUCGAGAAGAACCUGGACAUUCCGCUCAAGGAUGGCGUCAAUGUCAUGCGAUGUGAUGUUUUCCGGCCAGCAGCAAAAGGCAACGAGGUGGAACAGUACCCAGUGAUCAUGACAAUGGGUCCAUACGGCAAGGAUGUACCGUACUCUGUCUUCUACGCAAGGUCCUACUCAGAGCUACCCGAUGAGCAGAAGAGCAAAUGGUCAGCCUGGGAGGUCCCCGAACCGACCUACUGGACAGCACAGGGCUACAUCUGCAUCCGAGUGGACGAGAAAGGCUCCGGUCAGUCCCCAGGAUUCUUGGACACCAUGUCUGACUCUACUUCGUCCAACUUCGCUGAAGCCAUCGAGUGGGCCGCCGUCCAACCUUGGUCGACCGGCAAAAUUGGCCUGCUUGGCAUCAGCUACUACGCUGGCUCGCAAUGGCGUGUCGCUGCCCGCCAGCCCAAGGGACUAGCCUGCAUAAUACCCUGGGAGGGCAUGGCAGACUACUACCGGGAUCGCGUAAGGCACGGUGGUAUCUUGAGCGACGGCUUCAUCAAAUUCUGGCAAGAGCGUCAGAUCAACCACAAUCAGUAUGGCACACCAGGAAGCGAAGGCGCCAAUGCCAAUGUCAACCUUCCGGGUCUGGCUCCUCGACCGCCGAACGUGGAGGGCAUCUUGUCUCCUGAGCAGCUUCGAGAGAACAGGACCGAUCAGACCAUCGACACGGCGGAGAACGAAUUCCUCGACGACCCCUACUUCAGCUCAAGAGACUACAGCCUCGCCAAUAUCAAAGUGCCCAUGCUCAGUGUAGCCAACUGGGGUGGUAUCAAUCUUCACCUGCGAGGAAACAUUUUGGGCUAUUUGGGUGCUGCUUCGACCUACAAGUGGCUACACUGUAUCACGGGACGUCACGACUUGCCCUUCUACCUCCCGGAAUUUGUGUCGCUCCAGCUGUCCUUCUUCAACACCUUUCUCAAAGGCAAGCCUGACAAUGACGGUAGGGACUGGCUCAAGGGGCCGUCGACGGAGUCUGGUGCUGUUCCACCCGUGACAUACACCUUGCGAAAGGGCAACCCUGGCUUCAACAAGACCGAGGCCGAGCGUACAUUCCCGGUCAAGACUGCUUCCGCCUGGCCCAUUCCUGGAACACAAUACGUUGACCACUUCUUGACUUCAGAGGCCAAGCUCGUCCGAGAAGCACCGCAAGAAAAUUCCGAGCUUACUUACAAGGGCUUGACAGGCGACAGUAUCUCCUUCUCCACCGCUCCAUUCGAGGCGGACACAGAAGUGACUGGACACCCAGUCUUGCACUGCAAGGUGGGCAUCAAGGCAGACGAGACGGGCAAAGUUCCGAAGGACAUGGACAUCUUUGCUACGAUCCGGAACUUUGAUGCUGCUGGCAACGAGGUCUUCUACACUGGCACGGCGGGCGAUCCUGCCGGUGCCACCAAGGGCUGGCUGAGGCUGUCCCACCGCAAGCUGCAACCCUCGAGCCAGCCCUGGCUGCCGGUAAGGUCUUACACGCGCAAGGAUCUGCAGCCAGUGGAACCCGAUGAACUGUACGAGACAGUCGUGGAGUUCUGGCCGACUUCGCUGGUUGUUUCAGCGGGCGGAAGACUAGUGGUGGAAGUAGGUCCGAAGGAUCAGCAGGGCUGUGGAAUUACUGUGCACGCGCACCCCAAGGAUCGCAGCGAGGAGAAGUUUGGAGGAUUGAACCGAUUGGUGUUCGGACAAAGCACCAAGCUGGUGCUCCCCAUCAUUGCAUAAUUUCCCUGUCCCUCUUAAUUCUCCAUACAUCUUUUCAAACAACAAGUGUCUGUUUCUCUUCACUUCUGCAAUUCAUCUGAUGAUCUCGA